AUGGUUGCCGGCUAUCCCAACGGCCCCGCUGCCCGUGUGGUGCUGGACAUGAGAUCAGACACCGUCACUCAACCGACCGAGGGGAUGCGCCAGGCGAUGGCGACUGCAGAGGUGGGUGAUGAUGUUUUCGGGGAUGACCCCACGGUGAAAAGGCUGGAAGAUGAAGUUGCAAAGAUGCUGGGCAAAGAAGCAGGGCUUUUUGUAGCCUCAGGGACGAUGGGCAAUCUCCUUGCGCUGGGCUGUCAUUGUUCAGGUCGGGGUGAGGAGGUGAUUUGCGGGAAGGACUCGCACAUUUUUGUUUACGAGCAAGGCGGUGCCUCGAGCUUGAUGGGCAUUGUCCUGAAUACCAUUCCGAACCAAGAGGAUGGAACUCUUGACUUGGAGGAAGUCGCCAAGUACAUUAAACCAAAUGACGCACACUUUGCCACUGCGAGAGUCCUGGCACUGGAAAACACCAGCAACAAGCUGGGAGGCCUUGUCCUUCCCCUUGAAUACAUGGAGAAGGCAGGUGAGUUUUGUCAACGCCACAACUUGAAGAUGCAUGUGGACGGAGCCCGUCUAUGGAACGCCGCAGUGGCUUUGAAAGCCCCUAUCAGUGAUUUGGUGCGACAUGCGGAUUCUGUGAAUGUUUGUUUAUCCAAAGGCUUGGGUGCCCCGGUCGGUUCAAUCCUCACAGGUUCAAAGGACUUCAUCGUUAAGGCCAGGAGGCUGCGGAAAGCCGUUGGUGGUGGGCUUCGGCAGGUGGGGAUCCUGGCAGCUGCAGGGCUUUAUGCGUUGGAACAUCACAUGAAGCGACUGGAAGAAGAUCAUGAGAACGCCGCGCGCUUGGCAGCUGGUCUCAAAGCAUUCCAGUUGAAUGUCCUUCCGGUACACACGAACAUCGUAUUUUUCGAUAUCGAUGAUGCUCCAAGCGUUGUGGCAGAUCUUGCGUCCAGGGGAGUACGAAUCCUGUGCACAGAUGGGAAGAGGCGGUGUCGAGCUGUUGCAAACCUGCAUGUUAGAUCUUCCGACAUUGAUUUUUUCCUGGCACGGUUGGCAGAUGUUAUGGAGAAGAAGAAACCCUGA
Messenger RNA from Durusdinium trenchii, 1065 nucleotides. NCBI's taxonomy places the organism in Eukaryota, Dinophyceae, Suessiales, Symbiodiniaceae. The record is from the annotation of a GenBank genome assembly.